Recurvomyces mirabilis is the source of this 1347-nucleotide messenger RNA. RefSeq lists its product as uncharacterized. The transcript is spliced from 2 exons. Lineage: Eukaryota; Fungi; Ascomycota; Dothideomycetes; Mycosphaerellales; Teratosphaeriaceae. Gene Ontology annotation, biological process: fatty acid beta-oxidation using acyl-CoA dehydrogenase. The record is from RefSeq and is a predicted model, not a curated record. The coding region runs from base 1 to 1347 and encodes 448 amino acids. Gene Ontology annotation, cellular component: cytoplasm. Gene Ontology annotation, molecular function: flavin adenine dinucleotide binding; acyl-CoA dehydrogenase activity.
AUGGCAGGCACAACACCCACAGGCGCAGUCCCAAUCCCCUUCAGCGAACCCCCAUACCUCUGCGGCCUACCCUCACCAUACUACACCCCGGAACUACGAAAAUGGCAACAAGCCUGCCGCGCCUUCAUCAGCGAGCACCUAACCCCCUACGCCAUGGAAUGGGAAAAAGAAGAAACAGUCCCCGACCACCUCUUCAAGACCUUCACGCAACACCACAUGCUCAUCCCCUCCCUCCCGGCCCCCUUACCAGCCAAACAGCUCAAAGCCGCCGGGAUCCACAAUCUCCUCGGCGUGGUAAAAGUGGAAGACUUCACCUACUUCCACAACCUAAUCUACACGGACGAAAUGUCCGCGUCCGGGCUCGCAGGUCCAGGCGGCUCAUUAACGACGGGGAUGGCGUUCGGGGUGCCCUGCGUGAUCAAAUACGGGAACCAGCAAUUACAGGAACGAUUCCUCCCGGAUGCCUUUCACGGUAAGACAAGAUUCUGUAUCGCGAUCACGGAGCCAGAUGCCGGAUCCGACGUGGCGAAUAUCAAGACCACGGCCGUCAAGUCCGCGGAUGGGAAGAAAUAUAUCGUUAAUGGGACGAAGAAGUGGAUCACGAAUGGGAUUUGGUCGGACUACGCUUCCAUGGCCGUACGGACCGGAGGGGAGGGCGCGGCGGGGUUGUCGUUGCUCGUGGUGCCGUUGAAGAAUCACCCUGGGGUGGAAAUGAGGCGGUUGAAAGUCCAGGGCCAGAUCAGUGCGGGGACGACGUAUAUUGAAUUGGAUGAUGUGGAGGUCCCGGUUGAGAAUUUAAUCGGGCAGGAGGGGCAGGGGAUGAAAUAUAUCAUGCAGAACUUUAACCACGAGCGGUUGACCAUCGCCAUCGGUACGAGUCGCUCGUGUCGGGUUGCGUUGUCUUCGGCUUUCGCAUACUGUCUCAAGCGAGAAGCCUUCGGGAAAACACUGAUGGAGCAGCCGGUGGUGCGACACCGGCUCGCGAAGGCCGGGGCGUUGCUGGAGGCGCAGUGGGCGUGGGUCGAGCAGUUCGUGUAUAUGAUGUGCAAUCUUCCCAAGGCAGCGGCGGAUGUGGAGCUCGGGGGCUUGACGGCGGGGGCGAAGGCGAAUGGGGGGAUUGUGUUGAAGGAGUGUGCGGAUUGUGCUAUGUUGUUGUUUGGGGGGAACGGGUAUACACGGACUGGGCAGGGCGAGAUCGCAGAGCGUAUGUGGCGGGAAGUUAAUGGGCAGCGAAUACCCGGUGGCUCCGAGGACGUCAUGCUCGAUCUCAUGAUCAGGCAGCUAGCCAAGAACUUCCAGCGCAAGACGAAAGAGCUCGAGCGACCAAGAGGGUCGUCUAGGUUGUAG